This is a messenger RNA of Colletotrichum phormii, 1533 nucleotides long. RefSeq names its product major facilitator superfamily transporter. NCBI's taxonomy places the organism in Eukaryota, Fungi, Ascomycota, Sordariomycetes, Glomerellales, Glomerellaceae. The record is from RefSeq and is a predicted model, not a curated record. Gene Ontology annotation, biological process: transmembrane transport. Bases 1 to 1533 code for a protein of 510 amino acids. The transcript has 5 exons. Gene Ontology annotation, molecular function: transmembrane transporter activity. Gene Ontology annotation, cellular component: membrane.
AUGUCAUCCGCUCUGAAAGAGUCGGUCCCAAGAGACAAGUGGUGGGAGUGGAAAUGGUUCUCACCAGACGACACAAAGGAGGAAAGACGCUUGAUCACGAAGAUUGAUCUUCUCUUGGUACCUUAUUCGGUACUCGGCUACUGGGUCAAAUAUGUUGACCAAUCCAAUUUAAACAACGCUUACGUUGCCGGCAUGAAGGAGGACCUCGGUUUUUACGGAAACGAGCUUGUUCAACUCCAGACGCUGUUCACUCUUGGAUCGGUCUUAGGCCAGAUUCCGUUCUUAUUCAUCAUGACCUAUGUCCCAAUCCAGUAUCUCAUCCCAAUUUGCGAUGUUCUCUGGGGCGUUUUCACGCUCCUGCAGUGUCGCGUUCACUCUUACGCAGAGUUGGCUGCCUACAGGUUCAUGGUGGGUUGGUUUGAAGCAGCAUUCUUUCCAGCAAUGCAUUACGUAUUCGGCUCUUGGUAUCGAGGCCACGAGAUUGCUCGUCGCGGUGGUAUCUUCUAUACCGGUCUCGCUGCCGGCACAUUAACAGCCGGACUCAUCCAAGCUGGCGCAUCAAGCUCACUCGAAGGAGUCCACGGUAUGGAGGGCUGGCGAUGGAUGUACAUCAUCUGCGCCCUCAUUACCAUCCCAGUCGGCAUUUUCGGGUUUUUCGUCAUCCCCGGCACCAUCGACCAACCCAACAGGUGGUUCGUCAACGACAAGGACAUUGAGACCGCCCGCGACCGUCUUGAGAAACACGGUCACGUCCUCCACGGCAAGAUGAAGUUUGGCCACAUCAAGCGCACCCUCCUCGGCUUCCGCUUCUGGCUCGUCAUCACGACCGACGUCCUCUUCUGGAAUGCGGGCAUCCACAAGAAUACGGGCUCCUACUUGCUCUGGAUCAAAAGUCUUGGGCGGUACAGCGCGGCGCGUAUCAAUGAGUUGGGCACGAUCUCCCCCGCGCUGGGCAUCGCGUACACGCUCAUCGCAUGCUUCGCUUCGGACAUGUUCCUUGGUCCAGCCUGGUCAAUCACAAUCUGUUCGGUCCUCAACGCCAUCGGUCUUAUCUUUCUGACGAUAUGGACUGUUCCUGAAGGCGGUCUCUGGUUCGGAUUCGCAACCAUGUAUUGGUCCAAUGCUCUAUCUUCGGUGUUCCACGGAUGGGUUAAUAACCUGCUGCGAGACAGCCCCGAGGAACGGAGCUUUACGCUGGUCCUCAUCAACUUGCUGUCGCAGAGCUCGACGGCGUGGACGCCUUUACUCACGUUCCCUACGGUGGAGUCGCCGAGGUACAGGAAGGGCUUCUCGUUCUGCCUGGGCUGCGCAGUCGCGUUGAUUGUGUUCACCUGGAUCAUGCACUACUACCUGAAAAGAGACAAGAAAGACGAUACUGGAUCCACUGACGAGGAGACGAGUAGCCAUUCCGGAGUUGGCGAGGAGUCCGCGGUUGGAGGGCAAGCCAAAAACGAUUUGGACGCCAAGGAAAACGACUCGGCUGCUGCAAAAGUCGAGAGAGAGACGAGCGACGACAAGAUCACAGCGAUUUGA